Molecule: messenger RNA, 687 nt
Organism: Symbiodinium sp. CCMP2592
Lineage: Eukaryota; Dinophyceae; Suessiales; Symbiodiniaceae
Source: the annotation of a GenBank genome assembly
GAGCACUUGGUCUCAGCAUACCCGGACAUUAUCAAAGCUUCCUGCGACUCGCCCGACAGGUUGAGCAACCUCUCGCGCGGGCUGCAGAAAAUCGGCUCAGCGUCGCCCGGUUCGGUCACAGGAGGGCCUUUGCCGACCACUCUCCUUCGCGUGGCCGCCACAAAUUCCGGGCCUUCCGACGAGGCCGCUACUUCGUCGAGCACGGUACGCUUCUGUGAGGAGAUCGCCAUUCGAGCCUGGAGGAUGCGUCAUGCCGACAGCCCUUGGCACAAUGAAACAGCCGAGAAUAUGUGCAUCCUCUUAGACCCGGAUGUCUCUGCUGACAUCUUUCCUUCCGAAGGCGUUAGUUCUCGCCCGUCUCAAGCGUCCAUACCGCACUGGAGCCGAAUAGGCUCGCUGUGCCACGCCGCCUCAGGAGACGUGUGCCGCUGGGAACUUCUGCCGCCUCCACCACAUACCCUACAGCUCGACGCUCCCACUAGCCUACCACUACGUGUUGGCCUUGCGAUCGCCUCCUGGGCUGAAGAAGCUUGUCGAGCCAUCGCGGCAUGCGUCGACCGCGCACCACACCAGCCCGUCAUUUUGCACUGCCCGGGUAUUUGGGCCUGCAUACCCUCUGCGCAUGCCUGGUGCCUCGACUUGGGCUUUUCAUGCUCGGAUGCUGGACUGCGUUCGCCGUCGCUGUAG